Racocetra persica is the source of this 858-nucleotide messenger RNA. The record is from the annotation of a GenBank genome assembly. Lineage: Eukaryota; Fungi; Glomeromycota; Glomeromycetes; Diversisporales; Gigasporaceae.
AUGGAGUAUAUCGAAGAUGUGGAUGGUGAUACAAUUUCGAAUGAUUCUUUGUUAAUUAGUAAAACAGAAAAAGAAAAACACAAAAGUGCAAAAUGCAAGUAUUGUCCUGCAUUAUGGACUCGAGGAAGGGCCCAGGAUAUGAGAACUCACCUCACAAUGAAGUGUAAAGAUGCAUAUUUUGAUACAAAAGAAGCAAUUGAUAAAGAUAAAGAAACAAGGGUCAAUAAAUCUCUAAUUAAAUGGAUUGUGUGUUCGGGUAUUUUAUUUUCAGCCUUUGAUUCCCCCUAUUUUGAAGAUUUUACCAAGAUGUUGAAUCCAGGAUAUAAUUCACCUAAGCGCACUAUAUUAGCAAUAUCAAUAUUAGAUGUAGAAGCGGCAAAUAUCUUGCUGAAGGUAGAAAAAAAACUUUCUAAGGCUAAAAAUAUUACUUUAUGUAUAGAUGGUUGGAGUAGCCCAUUAAAGCAAAAAGUAUUGAAAAAUGUUGGGCCUGAAAAAUUUAUAGCAAUAAUUUCAGACGCAGAAUCAUCAAUAGUAGCAGCUAAAUGUCAAGUUACGACAAAAUAUCCGCAUAUCUUGUCAAUAAGAUGCAUUGCACAUCACAUUCAAUUAAUAUCUAGCAUGCUAGAAAUAUGGAAACAAUUGGGUGGUGGUCGAACAAGUGCUGACCUUUUGAAAACUCAGAUGAGCUUGUACAAAAACCAAGAGCCUCCUUUUAAUGAUAGAUUUAUUUCAUCCAUUAAUAUCAUUACUAAUUGGUGGACUUUAGUUGAUCUUACAAAGAAUGAAGACCAUAUUAAAACCCUUGCCUUGCAAAUACAUUCUAUUCCCCCUAUAACACUGCUUGUGAGCGAGUCUUUA